Molecule: messenger RNA, 688 nt
Organism: Solanum stenotomum
Lineage: Eukaryota; Viridiplantae; Streptophyta; Magnoliopsida; Solanales; Solanaceae
Product: protein LURP-one-related 11-like
Exons: 3
Coding region: 72-686 (204 amino acids)
Source: RefSeq, a predicted model, not a curated record
UAUAUCAUUUAUUCUUUUAAUUCUUUAAUUUUACAUCUUCUUCUUCCUUCAAGCUCCUAAUUCAAUUAGUUAUGGCUAAAAUAUGUCCAGAAUUUAUGUUACAACAAUCUUCUCCUUCAUCAUCAUCGCCUUAUGUUAAAUCUAUAAGAGAAGCAUUUACUAUAUGGAUGAAAUCUUUAAUUUUCCAUGGAAAUGGAUGUACUGUUUUUAAUUCCAAAGGUGAAAUUGUUUUUAGAGUUGAUAAUUACCAAGAAAGUUGUAGAGAUGAAGUUUGUAUCAUGGAUCUCAAAGGCCAAGUUCUCUUCUCAAUUAAAAGAGAGAAAUUAAGAGUUUUUGGUCGUUGGAAUGGAUAUGGAUCAUUUGGUGAAAUAAAAGGGAGGCCAUUAUUUCAAGUAAAAAGGAAUUGUGACAUUUUUUCAAGAGAAAAUGUCAUUUGUAAUUUUGGGUCAUGUGAUGAAAAUAAUGUAGGAAUAAAUUGCUACAAGAUUCAACAAUUUGAUAGAAAUUCAUCAUAUAAAGUUACAAAUUCUACUGGCCAAGUUGUUGCAGAGGUAAAACAAAAGCAAUCAUCAAGAGGAUUUGGCUAUGGUGAAGAUGUGUUAACUUUAGAAGUGGAACCCAAUAUAGAUCACUCACUAAUUGUGGCUUUUGUAAUAGUAUGUGGAUUGAUUCAUGGCAAAUUAUGAAC